GUGGGAUUGACCGGAAGUGGGUCUCUGCUCGCUGACCUCUUUGUGUCCUUGGAAAGAGUUGCAGCGUCGUCCCGCAGCUUGUCAUCUAAAGCUGAUCAUCAGGAGGAGGAGAGUCUGACGGAGCAGCAGAGGAACAUUUUCAGCCUCUACAGAGGAAACAAUGAGUUCAACACAACAGGACCAACCUGGACCGAGAAGUCAGUGCUCUCAGGAGGCUGAUAAACCUCACAGAAGGAAGGGAGAAAAAAAAUACACCUGUGAUGAGUGUGGGGUGGAUUUUUGUAGUAAGGGUUCAUUAAAAAACCAUCAAGUCAUUCACACUGGAGAGAGACCGUUCAACUGUGACUUGUGUGGAAAGUCUUUUACUCGGGGUGGACACUUAAAAACACACCAAUUCAUCCACAGUGGAGAAAAACCAUACAGCUGUGAUCAGUGUGGCCGAGCUUUUACUUACAGUAAUGGCUUAAAAAGGCAUCAAAUUACCCACUCUGGAAUUAAGGCAUACAGCUGUGACUAUUGUGGAAAAACUUUCAGCCACGUAGAGAGCAGAAAUGUACACCUACGCAUUCACACUGGCCAUGAUGUGUUCAGCUGUGAUCAGUGUGGCAAAUUGUGUGCAACAGGCACACAUUUACAAUCCCACAUGUUUACCCACACUGAGGAGAGACCUUAUCAGUGUGACCUGUGUGAUAAGACUUUUAAAGCUCCACAGCACCUGAAAGCACACCAACAGAUCCACAGCAGAAAGAGACUCUACAAGUGCAAUUACAGUGAGAAGCAGAGCCACACAGAUGGAUCCAGUUCUCAGUCCUGUCAUCGCUGUGGUGGUGGGAAAGCGUUUCGCUGUGACCUUUGUGGGAAAACUUUCAAUCAUCAAGUGAACCUAAAAGUACAUCAGCGUAGAAACACUGGACACAAACUGAACUACUGCAAAGAAUGUGGGAGAAGCUUCCCCACAGCACGUGGAUUAAAACAACAUGAACCCAUCCACAGUGGGGUUAAAAAGCACCUCUGUGACCAGUGUGGGUCAUCCUUCACCACUGCAGGUAACCUUAAAGUGCAUAAGCGAGUCCACACAGGAGAGAAACCAUACAAGUGCAGACACUGUGAGAAAAGCUUCUCACGAUCAGAUAGUCGUAGCCUUCAUGAACGUAUGCACAUUGAAGGGAACUACAGCUGUGACCAGUGUGACAAGAGCUUCAGGAAUCUCGGUUCAUACUCCCGACACAAACGAUCCCACGCUGAAAAGAAACUGUUUCACUGUUACCAAUGUGCAAAAACAUUCACUUCAUUAUCUGCUCUGUCCAAACAUCAGCGUGAUCAUGCAGGGCGGAAAUCAUUCCCAUCAUUGGAUCACAAUGAAUCUGCAGACACACAAAGAUCCUCUUCUGGUUGCAUGGUUAAACUUAAGAACCUUGAGAUCCGGCUCCACAGAAUUCUGAUGGAAUCUCCUGUAAAGAGUGUCAGCUAAUGUCACACUUGUAUCUGAUGAAGUAGCUCUGAUUUCUGGACUUGCAGAGAAUAAUCCUGAAUCUGACAUUUAGGAAGCUGCAAGUAUAGAUAUAUACAUCAAGGUUUUUAUUUUCUUUGAGGAAUUGUAUUAAUCCUUUAAAAUGUUAUCCCAGAUUUCCCAGUUAAAUUUGAAUCCUUUUAGAAACUGCAGUAUUUAGUAGUAGUACUUGUAUUAUAGAAAUGUCUGUUAUAUCCAACUGAUACUGCAGCCAAACUUUAUCUUUAAUAAGUACUUAAAAGUUGGUCAAGUCACUGCAGCACUGUGUUUAAUAAGCAGCAGCCAUCGAUAACUACAGACAUCAUGUCUCAUUAGAAUUUAAUUUUUAAACUAAAUAAUUUCUCACAGGUGACCCUGUCUGUGGUUAUGAAUAUUACAGGGUUGCCGUGGGGUAGUAAAAGGUAGUAAACAGAAUUUGACUUGGUAAUAAAUUUUUCAUCACCCCUUCAAUAUAUUUUGACUUUUCCAUUGAUGCAGACUUUUUGUUUCAAGUUCUUUUAACUAUAAGAUUUGUAUAGAAAUAUAACUACUCAGCAGGACCUGAGCUGACGUUGAUAGACGAGCGGUUCCACUGUCCGAUCUGCUGUGCGCAUGUGUGGAGUCAUUUUGCGCCUCGUCAUGGGAAAAUGUAGUUUUCACAACUUUGGGUCGAUGACUUGGCAUUCAAAGACUGGCUUAACCCUCCGGAAUACACGGACACGCUGACGCGUCAAAAUGCCAUCGCCGAUUUUAGAUGACGUAGCAUCGGGACGCUGCUGCCAUGAAUCGAGAGUGCAGACUUCAAACUGUGUACUAGUUUUUAAAUUACGUAAAUAGGCCAAGUAAAGCCAGAGUUAUGCCCAAUAAUUUAUGCCAUGCAUUUUCCUGUAUAUUGUCCUCACCUUCGAUGCGCAUUCAGAAAUAAACGGCGAAAACGUGAGUUUUGCUAACAGGAAGUGCUUGCUAAUAAAAACAAAACAAAACAAAAUAAUUCCCGACAACCCCCUUCCUAAUUGUGGAAAUAAUGUCCCCUAUCAACCAAUCAGAAAAUUAUGCGGUAAAACGAUGCAUUUGGGUGCAUUUGGCUGCUGCGGAGCAGGUGAAAAACUGGUAAAAGAGACACAUUACUGGCAGGUUUUACCUGUAAUGGGCCCCUCAGUCUUGUGGAGGACAGAAACUGUUUUUUGAGGUGGCAUAAAUGAUUUGUCUAGCAUCUUAAUGUGAGUCCUAAUUGCUCUGCAAAUAGUUGUACACAAAAACACCU
Messenger RNA from Archocentrus centrarchus (flier cichlid), 2753 nucleotides. Its product is annotated as zinc finger protein 224-like. Gene Ontology annotation, biological process: regulation of transcription by RNA polymerase II. Gene Ontology annotation, molecular function: DNA-binding transcription factor activity; RNA polymerase II cis-regulatory region sequence-specific DNA binding. The transcript is spliced from 4 exons. The record is from RefSeq and is a predicted model, not a curated record. NCBI's taxonomy places the organism in Eukaryota, Metazoa, Chordata, Actinopteri, Cichliformes, Cichlidae. Bases 161 to 1471 code for a protein of 436 amino acids.